AUGUCGGACGAGGAGCAUCACUUCGAAUCCAGCGACGCCGGAGCUUCGAAGACGUAUCCUCAGCAAGCUGGUAACAUCCGUAAAGGCGGUUACAUCGUCAUCAAGGGCCGUCCCUGCAAGGUGGUUGAGGUUUCGACUUCAAAGACUGGAAAGCAUGGUCAUGCGAAAUGUCACUUCGUUGCCAUUGAUAUCUUCACUUCUAAGAAGCUCGAAGAUAUCGUUCCUUCUUCCCACAAUUGUGAUGUUCCACAUGUGAACCGUACGGAUUACCAGUUGAUUGAUAUCUCUGAAGAUGGCUUUGUCAGUCUUUUGACUGAUAAUGGUAGCACUAAGGAUGAUCUCAAGCUCCCAACAGAUGAAGCUCUGCUCACACAGCUCAAGACUGGGUUUGAAGAGGGUAAGGAUAUAGUUGUGUCUGUCAUGUCUGCAAUGGGAGAGGAACAGAUGUGUGCCCUGAAAGAAGUUGGUCCCAAGUAA
Microthlaspi erraticum is the source of this 477-nucleotide messenger RNA. NCBI's taxonomy places the organism in Eukaryota, Viridiplantae, Streptophyta, Magnoliopsida, Brassicales, Brassicaceae. The record is from the annotation of a GenBank genome assembly.